Messenger RNA from Saccoglossus kowalevskii, 422 nucleotides. RefSeq names its product caspase-3-like. Gene Ontology annotation, biological process: proteolysis; regulation of apoptotic process. The record is from RefSeq and is a predicted model, not a curated record. NCBI's taxonomy places the organism in Eukaryota, Metazoa, Hemichordata, Enteropneusta, Harrimaniidae. Gene Ontology annotation, molecular function: cysteine-type endopeptidase activity; protein binding.
GUAUACAUGAUAAAGAUGACUGCGCAAUGUCUGUUGAUGAUCCACCUAUUACCCAUGGUGCAUCAGCCAAAGCCAUACCUUUGCGAGCAACUAAAAAAAAAUCAAUGGAUAAAGAUGAUGCUGGACUUUCGGAAGGAAUGCUUCAAGCAAGAACAAAAAAUUGUUAUACGCGUGGAAAAGGAUUGGUUGUUAUUUUGAAUAAUUAUACUGACAGCCGAGAAGGUUCUCGUAUUGAUGAAGAUAAUAUCAGGAGAACAUUUGGUGAUUUCCUUCAUUACGUAGUACUGCCACCUCAGCACAACUUGAACAGAGAUGGCAUCUUAAAUUAUCUUAAUGUUAUCAAAAACAAGAUCAAGAAUGAUGUUGCCAUCAAUGUUUCAUACUCAAGUUUAUUUGUGUUUUUUGGUAGUCAUGGUCAAAAG